GAACGGCACAUAAUGAUUUGCAUGUGAUGUGUUCAAAUACAGCCUGGCUACCAACGUCUGUAUUCAUUUGAACGGAAAAAAAAACUCGUGACAAUGCCUGAAGUAGCGAAGCCCGCGCCCAAGAAGGGCUCCAAGAAAGCGGUGGCGAAGGCUCCCGGUAAGGGCGGAAAGAAGAGGAGAAAGUCCAGGAAGGAGAGCUACGCCAUCUACGUCUACAAGGUGCUGAAGCAGGUCCACCCCGACACUGGGAUCUCCUCCAAGGCCAUGGGCAUCAUGAACUCCUUCGUGAGCGACAUCUUCGAGCGCAUCGCCGGUGAGGCCUCUCGUCUGGCUCAUUACAACAAGCGCUCCACCAUCACCUCCAGGGAGAUUCAGACCGCCGUCCGCCUGCUGCUGCCCGGGGAGCUGGCUAAACACGCCGUGUCUGAGGGCACCAAGGCCGUGACCAAGUACACCAGCUCCAAGUAAACCACUCUGCGGAGACAUCAAACCAACGGCUCUUUUAAGAGCCACACACUUUCUCUAUGGAGACAAACUGUCCUCACUCUAAUGACAUGUCCAUCAAUAUGUAAACAGACACUCUUAACUUAUGUAACUGUGGUCAAUAAAAUUGAAAAGAAUAAUCCUGUUGAAUACAUAAACACCAUGCAUAUCUUCUACAAUUGAAAUUAAUUGUUUUUAAAUCCAAUUGCAGUUUUCUACUGCAGGACGUGUUGUCCUCUUUCUCAAAUCGGUGAUCUGUAAUUCAUGAGGUGUUGUUUUUUCCCCUGGUGGUGAUAAUUGUAUUUGUAAAGAAGCUCAUGAAAUCAUUGCUCCUCAGGUUCACAGGGAUAGAUGUAUUGUUUGAUCAAUGACUGCUAUUUCUCAGUGCUUUCUUAUCAUAUAUAUAUUGGGAUAUCUUCCAUGGCUAGGUGAAUACAAUUUUGGUUGUUGGAAUGCCACAUCCUCUCCAGCUGCUGUGAUAUCAGUUUUAAAACAGGUCUGUGAUUACUAAACCAUGGAGCUAAUCUCCUGAGGGUAACUUACGUGUUGUUACCGACACAUGACUGACUUUAGGGUCAAAGGCAAACAUUAUUUAAAGUCGUUUACAGUAUUAUCAAGCUUGACAAAUAUACCUUUUUUGCUUACUACUCUGUUUAUAUUGAGCAACAUUGAGUGAAAUCUGUGGUCAAACCAAUAUACAUGUCUCCCUUAGCCAUCCUGUUAUCCUCAAAUUGAAAUACUUAUAAUUCUAAAUAAAUUAUAAUAGAAAAUUGUAACUUAAGUGUACAUUUCAAGUGGGUUUUUUUUAUGAUGUACUACAUGAUUAAAGUAUUGUUGAAUGAUUCAAAUAACAUGUUUACAUGCUACUAUUUACCCACAGCAAUGUACACAAACACUUGUGUACAUUAUGCAUACACAGUGUGUUUGUUGACACUAAAGCCUUAGUUUGUAAUAUGAAUGAGUUAUUGUCUAUACAAGUCUGAGAAUAUUUGAUCUUGAUCAGUGGGCAGCCAUGCUCUGUGUGUCCUCCUGUGUACACCAGAUGGGUCAUAGCAGAAAACAAAUACCCCCCCUUGCAUGUUGUGUGUUUUUGCAUGUGUGUGGAACAAUAAAUGUAUCUCGUAUCUUAUUGAUCAAUGGGUAAAAUAUGGACAGGUUGAAAGAUAUCUCACUCAUGAGACAAACAGUUCUACUGAUUAUUUUAAACAAGUAAUGAUUCGAAUAAUAUACAUAAACAUGUAUCCUAGUGUUAAUGUGAAGAGCCGAAGUUUGUAUUUACUAAAUC
Messenger RNA from Pleuronectes platessa (European plaice), 1768 nucleotides. Its product is annotated as histone H2B. Lineage: Eukaryota; Metazoa; Chordata; Actinopteri; Pleuronectiformes; Pleuronectidae. Gene Ontology annotation, molecular function: DNA binding; protein heterodimerization activity; structural constituent of chromatin. Bases 94 to 468 code for a protein of 124 amino acids. The transcript has a single exon. The record is from RefSeq and is a predicted model, not a curated record. Gene Ontology annotation, cellular component: nucleosome.